Messenger RNA from Archocentrus centrarchus (flier cichlid), 3042 nucleotides. Its product is annotated as neurturin. Bases 589 to 1299 code for a protein of 236 amino acids. Gene Ontology annotation, molecular function: receptor tyrosine kinase binding; growth factor activity; glial cell-derived neurotrophic factor receptor binding. NCBI's taxonomy places the organism in Eukaryota, Metazoa, Chordata, Actinopteri, Cichliformes, Cichlidae. The transcript is spliced from 4 exons. The record is from RefSeq and is a predicted model, not a curated record.
GAGGCAUCAGUGAAGCUCUGUGCUCCACUUACGGUAACUACGCUCUCCCUCUUCACCCUAACCCAUCUUCACGACCCGCUGAGUUCCUCUUGCUUGAGCUGAAGCAAAGACCUGCUGCUGGAAAGAGGGGUUCAAGUUUGCGCAAAAGGGAACCAGAAGUUCUAUAUGGAGAAGCAUGAAGACAUGAGUUUCCUGAAGUGAAACUGACCAGUCAGUGGCUUCUCUAAACAUCCAGCUCUCCUCUUUUUGGAUGGAUCAGGCUGUAUGCCACGAAAUGCAUGCUCACAUUCAGAGGAAUGCUGAUUCUGAUCUUUGCAACUUAAAAGAUUUCUAUGGAAGUGCAAAUAUGAUAGAAGAAUAAUACACCCUUGACUUGAAUCAAGUCAGGACACCUCCCCUACUUGCAGGCACAGGGAGUUGUGAUGAUUUUUAGAGAGCAAGCAGGAGUACUGUCCUCACUCCUCGCCUGUGAUGAUGAUGGAUUUACCCAGCCAGCACUUGCCUGUGGAGGUCAGCUGAAGACGACGCCACACAGCUAAGUCUGGAUUAGCCGGCCGAACGAGUUUCAAUGCUCCUCCACGUUCUAAGAUGAAGUUAUGGAAAGGUGCUACUUUUGCCUUCAUGCUCUGUGCUGCAGCCCUGUCCACCAUCCUCAUUAGAAACAUGGCCACGAUCAGACAGUUCAAGCUUAACGCAAAACAUCUGUCGUCACCCUCUUCAUCAUUAGAAUCGGCAUCCAAGACCUCACCGCCUUCAUCGUCAUCCUCUGCAGAAUCAAGAGCAUCGCCCCAACAGACCGGCGGUCUGCAUCGGAGGAUACGCUCAACAGACGACAUGAAAUCUUUCCUCUCAGAGUUUACCGUGAUGCUGCAGAGCUUCACCGAAGGCGAGCUUCAGCAUGUGGUCGGAACCUUGCUAGAAAGGAAGCGAAGGAAGAGCCGGCGGCUCAGUGAGAACCAGGCCCGCAGGACUAAAAGGGCUCGGCGGCAGAAGUCCUGCUCCGUCAGGGAGCUUGAGGUGAAAGUGAAUGAACUGGGUCUCCAAUAUAAUAGCGAAGAGACAGUGCUGCUGCGCUACUGCAGUGGCAAAUGCAGUGACCGUCGGCACAACUAUGACUUAGUCAUGAAGCACAUGGUGACGGAGGGCUUCAGAAAGAAGGGCCGCAAGGACAAAGUUCGUAUUAAUAGCUGCUGCCGACCAACUGCAUUUGAGCACUUUACCGUCCUGGACACAACAGUAAACCCCAGUCGCUAUCUGCAGAUACAGAACGUAUCUGCAAAGAAUUGUGGGUGUGUAUGACCCAGAGGGAUGGACUUUGUUAUGCUGCUCUCAGUCUCUGAUGGAAGACUCAUGGAUGCUGUUUAAAGACAAUCUGUGGAGUAUGAACUCAAUAAGAAGAAAAAAUGAUGUGAAUAUAUUGAUGCUGCACGGAAGCAGCCUUUUUUUUUUUUUUUUUUUGGAAAGAUAAACUCUGUCUUCACAAGCUGGGACUGAUUUGCGUGGACAGCACAACUUGGCAUGUAAAAAGGCAGAAAAUGACUGCUUAAACCAAAAGUUUUUAUCUUUUCUAUCUGUGUAGUAACACUGUAACCUGUGGUGUAACAACAGUGUAGCAAGGUUUUGUUUGUGGUGUCAUAUUUCAGUAGUAGUGAAUGAGAAAAAUUCAUGAUUAUGAGCUGUGGAUGACUAGAUCAGUGCUGCUACUGGGCUUCAUUCCUGUGGGUGUUCACUUAAUGACCUUUCAGGCAGAAAUUUCAAAACAUAAAUAAAAUGCAUAACAUGCAACAAUGUUUAGUUAUAAUUCUGCACAGGACAGUUCAGCUUAUUGGCCUGAUUAUAAUCUGAUAAUAAUAAUCUUGUGAUCAGCUGGCUUAAAGAUGUGUUGUUAUCAAAGGCCACGACUUUGUGACUUUGGUUCCCUUCUUGUAUUGUUACUAUUUGCAGUGUUAUUACACAGGUAAAAGAAAAAGUGUUACUGAUGAGAAUUUUACAAUGAAAGAAAAUAAUUUUCUAUAGCUCCAGAUUUCAUACCCAUCUUAAAUAAUAGCGAUAUAUGUUGAUUUUGUGUAGAUUAACAAUGAGGACCUGCAUCCAAACCCCAGAACACAAUCUCACUUUAGCAACGGAACAAUUCAAAUAUUUAACCCAUCUGCUCUCUUUUUUUUUUUUUUCUACUUUAUCCAAAUAACCCACUCUAAAAUAUGUAAUUACCCAUAAUUUUCAGGAAUUAUUUUCUAUAAAUAAUUGCUGUAACACAUCAAGUCAAACCAACACACAUGAGGGAUCCACAAAGUUAGAUUUAUAAACAUUGCACAGCUCGGGUUGCCGGUGAUAUAACCUGUUUAAUUCUUUUCUCUGGGUGUAAUUUUUGAAUGUUUACACUUACACAGACAUUAGCUAAUUGGAGAAGCAGGUGUAAAAGAGAAGAAUGGUUUUAGUGAAGAGCAGUGGCAUGUUAUUUUUUUUUUGUUUUGUUUUGGGAUGUCAUGUUUUUUUAUGGAUGUUUGUUUGCACCCAUCCAUAAAACCAUGUAACCUUUUCUAAUCCAAAACCCACAGUAACAGCCUUCUACCGGCCCUGCAAAUGCCUCCUUUGUUGUAUUGCCUGGUUGACUUUUAGGGGAGAAAAAGUUGAAAUGAAUCAUUAAGCAUCUUUUUCACCUUCACCAAGCUUUAUUUGGUUUGAACCCAUAGCAACUGCCUGAAGUAAAACAAAAUAUGUCUGUCUGUCUUUUUUCUUUCACCUGUUUUGUUGUUUCUGGGGAGGUGAAAUGGAGAUGCGGUGCAUCUUUAUUGUUGUUCUUAUUGUAUUUAUUUGGGAAAUAAAUUAUGGUUUUGCAUAUUUAUUUAGAUUACCACACAGAAAUGGGACAGCUUAUCGUUAUUAAGCAACUGUGCCAAAAAUGUUUUAUCUAACAAUCUAUACUGCUGAAUAAACAUAAAUUCAGACGUAUGGAUGUUCAUCGUUUCUCCCAAGUCAUUGAUUUUGGGGGUGUCAAAUAUUCUGUACUAAGACUGUAUUUAAAAUAGAAAAUAAAUAAUA